GCCAGCGUUGGCCUCACCUCUCAUGGCGGAAGGCAGCGGCUGGGGACCGGGUCGGCGGUGACGACGCAAUGGACCGCAGUUCGACUCGACCCGUGGUGUCGCGGGUCUAUUCGCAGCGUAAUCUGACGGUGGUCAGUAGGGCCCCGGGCAUAAAGACAGCCCCCUUCGUCCAGCAGGCCAGGGCAUUAUGUCCUGGAAUUAAUAACCAGCGGUACUGGUGUGAGACAGGCCACUGCUGUGGGGAGACCGGCUGCUGCACGUACUUUUAUGAGCUGUGGUGGUUCUGGCUCCUUUGGACUCUGCUGAUCAUCUUCAGCUGUUGUUGUGCUUAUCGCCAUCGCAGGAGCAAACUCCGUAUCCAGCAGCAGCAGCGGCAACAGGAGAUUAACCUCAUUGCUUACCAUGGGGCCUGUCACUACCCAGGCUCAGCUCGAGACCACAGACUUUUGGCUUCCUUCAAGCUUCCUGCAUACGAGGAGGCAUCAGCCCAGCCGAGCACUCCUCCCCCAUCUUACACUUCAAUCCAGUGCCCAGGGAUUAGGGCUGAGCUGAGCUCUUCACUCAGCUCCAAUGACUUCACCAGCUCUCCCCAAAGCAACCCUAUCUCAGGCUCCUUUGACUCUGAGCCCGGACCCCCAAACCCCAGCUCCGAUCAGCCCGCUGAAGAUGUUAACGUUGCUGUGUCACAAGCAUCUCCCUGCUGCCUGGAGGUAGAGCAGAGGUGGGAGGAAGAGGAGGAUGAGACUCAUUCCAGACACCGGCACCUCACUGGAGAUUCUGGUAUUGAGGUGUGCCAUUGCCUUAUUCAUGCAGAUGAGAGUGAGGACUGUGCCGAAGAAAGCAGGAACUACCAGCAUGACCAAACAGCUUGUGUCGAGCUGCACACUGCCCCGCUCCAGCCUGCCAAUUCUGCCAGUCCAUGUUCCUGCCAGCUUCCUCAGGAGACCCUAGCUCACAUCCUUCCUGUUUGAGGGGAACAAAAGACUGGGAAGCCCGACAACAUGUUUGAACAAGACUAAAAUCCCUUGGACUGUGGGAUCAAGGAGUGGCUAAACCUUUUCAUCUUUGGUUAGACUGUGAAUAUUACUCCAUAUUGAAACUACUAACCUAUAACCGUUGUGAGUGCUGAACUCCAAAGGAAAUCAUUGAACCUUGACAGUCUUGCCACCCUCUGCCAACUGCUGUCUCAUUGUCUGUAUCUCUAACCCUCUCUCCUCAGAACUUGUCUUCAUUCCCUGUCUGUUUCAGAUUCAUGUUCACAUACUGAGACAUUGGUCUCUAAGAUAUUCCACUGCAGGGAGUCAAAUCAUUCCCUGGCCUGAAGACCAAGCUCCGUGUCAGUGAUUUAACAGAGAGAAGUUUGUGUUAACAUUUGCUGAUUGUAAACUUCACUCACACUGACUGUCUGUUGUGGGUUAGUAGGGAAGAUUUGAUUAAUCUCCAGUUUGCAAACUCUGAUCAUGAAAUAAUAGAUUAAAAGGGAGUUGAAGUUUGAGAGACAUGAGUAAGGGCUGCUGUUGGGAAAUGAAUCUUGAUGGAUUCAACACAAAUAGUCCAUGAGCCUCCAAGCUGGGAGGGGAGAGAAGAAAUCUUCCCUCCCCACAACAGAGUGAGCAAUUGUCAGAUGAGAAUGUUGCUAUUUCUGUUAACUUCAUCUGAGUACAUUUUACUUCUAGGUUAUUGCUUUAGGAAUUGGCCUUGAAUGGCAGGGAUAUCUUUUUGUUCAGUAGUUUUAAAAGAUCCAAGUAAAUGGCUAUGGAAAAUUCCACAGAUUAGAGUAUUGUGGUGCAGAAACCAUCUGCUCAUUAAAGAGCUGACUGAUUUGUCUUACUCUGCGAUAGGUUACUGGUAGAGAGAAAGCUGUUAAUUAGGGAAGCACUGCCUAAAAAAUUUGUGGUAGAGGAUUCAAACUUUUAAAAGGAAGUACUUGAAAGAAUAACUUUGCAGAACUGCAAAAGUGCAAGUGAGUUGAAUUAAUUAGAAAUCUACAAAGAGCUAGCACAUCGGCCAAACGGUCUCCUCUGUUGAUCUACCUACUUCUGUUGUAUAAUAAAAACUGAAAGAACUGUGGAUGCUGUAAAUCAGGAACAAAAACAAAGUUGCUGGAAAAGCUCAGCAGGUCUGGCAGCAUCUGUGAAGGAAAAAUCAGAGUUAAAUGUUUCAGGUCUGGCGGUUCCGCUUUGAGGAAGGGUCAACGGACCUGAAACGUUAACUGAUUUUUUUCUUCACAAAUGCUGCCAGACCUGCUGAGCUUUUCCAGCAACUUGUGUUUUUUGUUACUUAUGUUGUAUAUUGCUGUCACUCAUGCAGAGAUAGCAGCUGCUAUUUUACCCUCUUCUCAUUUCCUCUGUCCUGGUUGUGGUUGCUUCUUUAAUACACUCAGCAAGGAGGGAUGGACAACACCUGCUUCAUUGCCAGUGUUGCCAAUUGUCACAAAUGAAAUAUUUACAUAUGUCACACUGUUAUGAUCUCAGGAUAUCCUAAAGUGCUUUACAACUAAUAAAGUACUUUUGAAAUGUA
Molecule: messenger RNA, 2520 nt
Organism: Rhincodon typus (whale shark)
Lineage: Eukaryota; Metazoa; Chordata; Chondrichthyes; Orectolobiformes; Rhincodontidae
Product: WW domain-binding protein 1-like
Exons: 4
Coding region: 69-971 (300 amino acids)
Source: RefSeq, a predicted model, not a curated record